This is a messenger RNA of Trichomycterus rosablanca, 862 nucleotides long. RefSeq names its product OX-2 membrane glycoprotein-like. The record is from RefSeq and is a predicted model, not a curated record. Lineage: Eukaryota; Metazoa; Chordata; Actinopteri; Siluriformes; Trichomycteridae. Gene Ontology annotation, biological process: heterotypic cell-cell adhesion; negative regulation of neuroinflammatory response. Gene Ontology annotation, cellular component: neuronal cell body; axon; cell surface. The transcript is spliced from 5 exons. Bases 7 to 822 code for a protein of 271 amino acids. Gene Ontology annotation, molecular function: cell-cell adhesion mediator activity.
AUCACCAUGCUGGAAUACUUGUUUUUUUCAAGUCUACUUUUAUCUGCUCACUCUGAGGGGAUUGUAGUGACCGGGGGAGGAAACGUGUUCCUGGGAGACAACGCGACCCUGACCUGUACACUCUCCGGAGCAGUCGGAGUGAGACAGGUCACGUGGCACCAGUCCGGCAGAGACGACGAGGACCCCGCGACCCGGGUGGUCACGUUCAGCGAGCACUCGGAGUACAAAGUAGCGGAUUCACACGUGGGCAAAGUGGACGUGACAGUGGCGUCUCUCAACACUACAACUAUCUUGAUAAAGAAUGUACAGUUUGGAGAUGAAUCCUGCUAUAUUUGCACCUUUAAUGUAUAUCCUUCUGGAACAGAACGGAAGAAGACAUGUCUCACUGUUCAAGGUAUAUCAGAAAUAACAUCUAAUAUUUCAUAUAAGGAAAAAGAUGUUACUGCUUAUUGUUCAGCCACUGGAAACCCUGUCCCAGUGUUCACCUGGAACUCAUCAAAAGAAGAACUGAGCCAAUACGUAACAAAUAAUUUUACAGUAAAGAAUGAAGACGGCACAACCAAAACUACAAGUGAACUCCGACUUCCGCUGGAAAAGUUCCAUAAAGAUUACGUGGAAUGUGUUGGUCAAAGUGGCAGUUUGACAAGUAGUAAAAUAAUGUAUUUGGAUACUGGCAAGGAUUCAGAUAACGGUGGAACGGUGGAAUCCAGACAUUAUGUCGCCUCAGCUGUUGUGAUUUGCUUCCUCUUCGUUGCAUGCUGUAUUGUUGUUCUUUUUCACAGAAGAAGAAAACAUGGAAAAGAAAAUAUUGAGAUCGCCUAGUAUAAUGAACUUCUGGAAGCCUUUCAGUAUCUCUCCUCAG